AUGAAUAGAGGAGGAUUAAUCUCAAGAUCAUAAAUUUCUAUUAGUAAUACAGAUAGUUGUUUACGAGAUAAUGCUUACAUAGUAUAUGGAAAUUUUGGAUAUACAGGGGGCCUGAUUGGAGCUUCAAUAAUUAUUGAUUUAUAACAAACUUAUGAAUUAAAUACUUUUAAAAUAUGGUUUUAUGAUUUAGAUGACAGAUUGUACACAAUUAGGGUUUAUGUAAUAUACAAUAAUAUUGAAAAAAUUAUUUAUCAAAGUAGUCAUGGAUAAUCAAUAACCACUAUUACAUUUCCAGAUUAGUAGGUUAAAAAAUUCAAAAUAUUAAAUGUAAAUGGCAAUACUUACAAUAUUGGACUCAACGUCCUCAAAGUAGAAGCCUACUUUAGAAUCUAAAAAAAUGUGUGA
Messenger RNA from Paramecium tetraurelia, 405 nucleotides. RefSeq lists its product as uncharacterized. The record is from RefSeq and is a predicted model, not a curated record. Lineage: Eukaryota; Ciliophora; Oligohymenophorea; Peniculida; Parameciidae. The transcript has a single exon.